Molecule: messenger RNA, 4060 nt
Organism: Mytilus californianus (California mussel)
Lineage: Eukaryota; Metazoa; Mollusca; Bivalvia; Mytilida; Mytilidae
Exons: 7
Coding region: 97-3645 (1182 amino acids)
Source: RefSeq, a predicted model, not a curated record
UCUGGCACUGGGGAUCGGAUCUAUUUACGUGUUUUGAAGUUAGAUUUGUGCACUCCAAUAGUAAUCGUCUUUAGAUUUUCUUGCAAGACAGACAAAAUGUCAGAUGGAGAUACUGAAACAGACGAUAAGUAUGACCGGUCGUUUGAAGUCUCCACCUUUGUCAACAAAGACAUUUGGGAUGAUGGGGAUAAAUAUAUUGGACACUCGAUUGAUCAUAAAGAUAAAGAGCUAAAUGAGAAAACACAAGAUGACAAGUAUGAGCCCCCGUAUGGAAAUGAAACGAAAGACUUCAACGACACGAGCUUUUCGGAUGAAGAUAUACAAAAUGGGUCAUCUUCGCUGUCUGAUGAAGAAUCUUCCGAUGAAAAUGAAACCCUGAAACCUUUUGAAAAUGAGACAGAGGGAACUUCAAAAGCAAAUAACAUACAAAGACAACAAUUAAAUAGAGCACCAAAGGGGGUUAGAUGCUACAAAAUGAAAUAUAUGAAAGGGAAAUCUGAUAGAAAAUUAGCAAAACUUGAAGGAAAAUAUAAAUUUCUCCAAAAGGAAGUAGACAGCAUUACCAAAUUCAAGCUACAAAUGAUACAAUACUAUAGAAAUCAGCAGCAACAAUUUAAGGGCAAUACAGAUCUGGACGAAAAUUUGAAGAACCAUAAUCUUUUCCAUAAAUCCCUCAUUAAAAGAAACAGAAAUAAAAAUGAAGUGGCUGAAGAAAUGACAAUGAAGGGAAGAUUUAAUGAAGUUACAGAAUUAAUACUACCAGAGAAGAUUCCAAUUAAAAGGAGUAAGUUAAUGCAAUAUACCAUCAGCGAGAGCGAAUAUGGAUUUAUUCAUAUACUGCGUGUAAAGAAAUAUCAAGAUAUUGAACAGUCCAUUAUUAUGUUUUUCAAUAUAAAAACAUGUCCACAAAAUGACAGAUUCCUUUACUCGGUAGUCAGCAAUCACCAACAACAUGAACAUCUUCCCUACAACCACCAACAGGCAGAUUUACACCACACCAGUUGCAAUCAGGAAAUCAUUGCCGUUGCUGCUCAAGUUGCGGCUGUUAUAUCAACUGACCAUGCCAGCGUUGAUCUCAACCAACUAGUUCGAUCUUAUUGGUAUAGCAUCAAUGUGAGUGAACGUACAAGAGAUCGAAUGAUAUAUGAAUCGGUAGUUUUCAUAGACAAGCACCAGUCUUACGGUGUUAUAUUAAUAUUUCGAUUAAGGAAGUAUUCGUCUGGUAACACCAAAUAUGACUUGACGUGGAAUGUAAUCCAAAAAACCCAGAACGCUUUGAGCACGAAUUCGGCAAGCUUAAGUCUUUUUGAAGACAUCGGAGCUUUAAUCAGCACUUGUAGCGGCAUUUGGAGGAUACGGAACGGUACCUAUGCGUUUGUGGAAUCGGGUUCUGUUUUGUUUGUUCUUGAAGUUAUGCCACAACACCUACAGCUUCAAGAACAGACGAAGCAAGCUGAUGGUUUGAUGUGUCACGUUAUCCAAACAACCCUGAACGAUUCGAGCACGACUUUAGUAAGCUCAAGUCUAUUUGAAGACAUUGGUGUUUUGAUCAGCAAUUUUAGCGACAUUUGGAGGAUACGGAACGGUACAAAUGCGUUUGUGGAGUCGGGUUCUGUUUUGUAUGUUCUUGAAGUUAUGCCACAAUACCUACAGUUUCAAGAACCGACGAAGCAAGCUCAUGGUUUGACGUGGAACGUAAUUCAAACAACCCAGAACACUUCUAGCACAAAUUCAGUAAGAUUGAGUCUUCCUGAUGACAUCGGAGCUUCGAUCAGUACUUGUAGAGGCAUUAUGAGGAAUGCGUCUGUGGAAUCGGGUAUUGUUUUGCCUGGUUUUGAAGAUAUGAUACAAUACCCACAGCUCCAAGAAACGACGAAUCAAUAUAAUGACUCAGCAAACAGUAAAUAUACAGGACAGAUUGCUAUACAAUCAACUUUACAACUUAAUGUCUUAAAGUCACACAAAAGAAAAAGGGUAAUACACUCAGUUGUCCAAUCAGAACAGAAUAAAACCAAGCCAGUACCAUUGCAAAACAGCAAAAGAAACAAAGCAAGCAAAUUAAAAGCUUCAAGAAAAGCGAGACACAGCCUCGCUUAUUGCUUAAGGACUCGAACAGCAGAAACGUUUUCAUCAAUCUCUAAUGAUAAAACAAACACUUUGAAAACUCUACGAUCACAGAGGUACAAAACAAGUAAGAAGCAAAAUAGCAGAAGCCCGAACGUUAAAAUGAGAAUACCAAGUAUAGGUCCAUCGAAGACCCAACUAAACUUAUCAAGAGCAUAUCUAUUACAUAUGCAAGAAACUCACUCCAGAAAUCAAAGAACAGAUACGAACAAAACCCGCUGCCAUUUUUUGAGAAAAGGGUCACCUUAUAUGAGUCGAAAUAAAGAUCAGUCACCAAAGCAUCAUGAAGACGGAUAUAAUAAAGGAAACGUAUGCCAUGUAAAUGGGGGUAUACAUACCAGUAUUAGUAAUGAAAACCAAAUGUUUGGAUAUGCAACUGGGAACGUUUAUCAUCAACGCAUAUGUGAAGAAGAUAUUUGUCUUUAUGAGGAUGAAGCUAUUGGUCAGACCAUACAUGAUUCAAUAAGCGGUAAAGGAAUUAUUCCAACCGGAAUCGAAGUAAGAACCGAAAUUCACAUAAUUCACAACAGACUUGUGCAUGAUCAACUCAAUCAUCUCCGACAUCAAAUCAACUCAAAUAGGAUGCAUAAUGUACAGCCGACAAUGGAACAAGAUAACAGAUCAGAAAUAUGUACAACGUUAACAUCAUACGACAAAAAUAGAAUUCGAAAUUGUCGACCAUUUCAAGCUAAUUUCGAGAUACCUUUAGCAGGUGGAACCAGUGCACUAAUUGUCCUGAAAAAUACAUGCUGUGUUGAUGGAUUUCUUCUGAUGAUUUAUGUUUUAUUGGAGGAAAAUCUAGCAUUAAGAACACAGUUUGAACAUUCCGAACAUGAUUUGCACAAGAUAUACCAUCAAAUAUGGAAGGAGUUCAAAGUUGGGAAUUUUGGAGAUGGCAAGGUUGCGUGGGGUAAAUAUGGAGGUUACAUCGCAGAUAUCGAUGCAAAUGGUGCGAAAACUGAGAAAAUAAUAGAUAUAAUUGGAACAGAAAAUGAGAGAAUAUUUUGUGUGCUCGGCAAACAUAGAUUUCCUCUUCGUAUACAUUGCUCACUUGUUAAUGGUGAUGUUUAUUUCACUACGCAACUCUACAACGUUUUACCCGUGUAUGAAGUUCCAGGAGAGCCUUUAUGUGACACCAUCAAAAGAGCUAUUAACAAGUACCUAAAAAGAGAUGAUUUGCCCUGCUACAGUAUCCAUGGAAUCAUCAAAGAAGAAUGCAGAGGGAAUUCGGUUCAAACAUUGGUUGAACCACCACUCAUUUUGCCAAUUAAUCUGUUCUUCUUGAAACAUGGUAAAAAGAAACAUUCAAGCGCUGAAAUUCCUGAAAUAGUGGAGUCCAAUGAACAUAGGUAUGAGCUUUACUUGGUCCGUUUCUUCAUGGAUGGAAUAAAUCAUUUUGUUGACAAGAUAAAGAUUCAUGGAACAUGGACAUUUUAUGAUGAUUGUCGAGAAAAACUGUAUCAUUUUGAUGUGGAACCUGAAUCAGUUCAAUUGUCCAGUUGCUAUUUUGUAAAAGUAUAGGAUGGCAUAUGCAUUGUAACUAAUUUAAGAUGUAGAUACCAUAUAAUUGAACUUUGAGAUUUUUGAGUUAUACAAGCGUGGUUCUGUUUUUAAUGUGUAUUACGUUCAAGAUUGUUUUCGGAAAAUCAGCAUGCAUUGAUAAAAUUCAUUUUACAUCUUACUGAUGAAGGAAAUCUGUUAUUUGAAAUAUAUAUUUAUGCUUGUAUUUACUUUUUACUUUUAUAUACAUAUGUUGUGUACAAGUUAUCAUUUUGUACAAAUUAUAAUUUGUAUUUUAACUUUGUACAAAUUGUUGUUCGUCCAAACAUUGCUUGUACAAAUUACAAUUUGUACAAAAUUUGACUAGAAUUCACUUAUAACUUGUACAAAAAUUUAUAACAUUGACUUUGUUAUUAAAAAAGUCAUUUAGACACAC